Messenger RNA from Leptopilina boulardi, 1401 nucleotides. RefSeq names its product PDZ domain-containing protein GIPC3 (gene kermit). NCBI's taxonomy places the organism in Eukaryota, Metazoa, Arthropoda, Insecta, Hymenoptera, Figitidae. The transcript has 6 exons. Gene Ontology annotation, molecular function: protein binding. The record is from RefSeq and is a predicted model, not a curated record. The coding region runs from base 171 to 1133 and encodes 320 amino acids.
UACAUUUACUAUUGUUAGUCACAGUAUCACAAAUAAUAUCGAGAAUUUAAUAAGAGUAGUUUUAUUACCAAAAAAGUUUGUAAUAAAUAAGACUGACUAAAGUUCUUUGUGUUUUUUUAAAUGUAUCAAUUUAGACUUUAACUAUAAAAAUGACGUAGUAUAAUUACUAAAUGCCGUUAUUCAAACAAAAAGUUUCAUCUAGAGCACCUGAAAUGGAAAAAUCAAACAAUGUAACCGGUCAAAUUGAACCCAAUAUAAAUGUUGACAAUGAAAAUUUAGAUAUUGAGCAACAACCAUUGGUAUUUCAUUGUCAAAUGGCUCACGGUAGUUCUACGAGUUUAAUUUCUGGUUUUAGUAAUGUACGUGAGCUUUAUCAAAAAAUUGGUGAAUGCUAUGAUAUACCUUCAGAAGAAAUUUUAUUUUGUACAUUAAAUACACAUAAAGCCGAAAUGUCACAACUUUUAGGUGGACAAAUUGGUCUAGACGAUUUUAUAUUUGCUCAUCGAAAAGGUCAGACAAAAGAAAUUGAAUUAGUAAAGACCGAUAAUGCACUGGGUCUUACUAUUACAGAUAACGGCGCUGGAUAUGCAUUUAUUAAACGAAUAAAAGAGGGUUCCAUUAUUGAUAAAGUUAAAGUUAUUGAAAUUGGUGAUCAUAUUGAAAAAAUAAAUUCCACUAAUUUAGUCGGUAAACGUCAUUUUGAAGUUGCUAAAAUGUUGAAAGAAAUUCCAAAAGGCUCAUUAUUUACAUUAAGAUUAGUUGAACCUUUGAAAAGUGCUUUUGGUGGUAUUGGACCACGAGGAGAUUCUAGAAAAAGUAAAAAACUAAGUUGCACGGGAAAGGAAACUUUGAGAUUUAAGGCUGAUGGUAGUGUUCAAAUAGAAAAAAUAAAAGAUGAAGACAUCAUGACGCUUGGUGUUGAAAAAAUAAAUAUAAUUUUAGAGAGCUUUAUGGGUAUAAAUGAUACAGAACUAGCUACUCGAAUUUGGGAAUUGUCGGAAAAAAAACGCAAUAGCAUGGAAUUUGCAGAGGCUAUUGAUAAUUCAGAUUUAGAAGCUUUUGGUUUUACGGAUGAUUUUGUCAUUGAAUUAUGGGGAACCGUAACCGACAUAAGAUCAAACAGACAUAUAUGAUUAUAAUUAUAUUUAAAAAGGAAAAAAAAGGUAUUAUAAAUACAAAUGUAUAAUACAUUUGGAUAACAAUAACUCUGUAAAGUUGUAAAAAAAAAAACAGAAUGAAAAAAAAAAUUAAUAUAAAAAUUUUUAUAUUAAGGUAGAGAAAUAUUUAAAGAAAAUGAAUUUUCUAAUUUUUAUUGUUAUAAACAGUAUAAAUAUUUUAUAUAUUUAGAUUUUAUGUAAUUUUUAAACGCAGGUAAAAUUAAAGAAUUUUAUUGUAAAAAAA